CUGCGUCAGGGCCGGGCGGGGGCGGGGCCGCCGUCAGCUGACUGAGGCGGCUGCGGCCUCGGGGGACCGCGGUCGGGUAGCGUCUCUGUCAGCUGUUGGUUUGCUAGACGCGGGGCCGGCCGAACCAUGGCGACCACCGUCAGCACGCAGCGCGGGCCGGUGUACAUCGGAGAGCUGCCCCAGGACUUCCUGCGCAUCACGCCCACGCAGCAGCAGCAGCAGAUCCAGCUGGACGCACAGGCCGCGCAGCAGCUGCAGUAUGGAGGGGCGCUGGGCACCGUGGGCCGCCUCAGCGUCACCGUGGUGCAGGCCAAGCUGGCGAAGAACUAUGGCAUGACCCGCAUGGACCCCUACUGCCGCCUGCGUCUGGGCUACGCCGUGUACGAGACGCCCACGGCCCAUAAUGGCGCCAAGAACCCGCGCUGGAACAAGGUCAUCCAGUGCACCGUGCCCCCGGGUGUGGACUCCUUCUACCUGGAGAUCUUCGAUGAGCGAGCUUUCUCCAUGGACGACCGCAUCGCCUGGACACACGUGACGAUCCCCGAGGCUCUGAAGCAGGGCAAGGUGGUGGACGAGUGGUACAGCCUGAGUGGGCGGCAGGGCGACGACAAGGAGGGCAUGAUCAACCUGGUGCUGUCCUACACGUCGCUGCCGGCUGCCAUGAUGGUGCCACCUCAGCCUGUGGUCCUGAUGCCCACCGUGUACCAGCAGGGCGUGGGCUACGUGCCCAUUGCAGGGAUGCCUGCCGUGUGCAGCCCCGGCGUGGUGCCUGUGGCGCUGCCCCCGGCCGUGAGCGCCCAGCCCCGCUGCAGCGAGGAGGACCUGAAGGCCAUCCAGGACAUGUUUCCCAACAUGGACCGGGAGGUGAUCCGCUCCGUGCUGGAGGCCCAGCGGGGCAGCAAGGACGCAGCCAUCAACUCCCUGCUCCAGAUGGGCGAGGAGUCGUAGACACGCCUGCCGUCUCGCUGCCUGCCCACCCAGCUCCCCAGAGCACCAUCCCCAGCAGAUCCCUGUGAACGCGCCCCGCAUAGCCCUUCCUCAGACGUCUGUGUAGCCCAGUCCACGCCCUCGUGUGGGAUGCAUGUGGUUUUGGUUCUUGCAGCCGUUCUGGACGUGGUCGGGGCGGGUGGGGUGGCUCUCCUCCCGCCUCCCGUCAGAGGGUGGAGGCGGCGCGUCCCGUGCGCACACCCACUUCCUGCCGCCCGUCCUCCCAGGGUGCUCUCCUGGGAGCAGCGCCCCCUCUGGGUUGACGGGUGGGGUCUUGUGAUGCUGCCUGGCUGGGUAGACCCACUAACGUGAGGCCGAGAAUCCCCUAACAGCUGCUGUGGGUCAGGUUAGGACUUUCAGACGGGAAACUCGUCUCCUCCCCGUGGUGGUCUUCGUGGGCCUCUCGCUGGGGCCGGGCAGACCUCGCCGCGGGGCCCAGCCUGUGUGCGGAGCCCUGGCCCAGCCUGGCGUCUGCAGCCACAUCCUGAUCCUGCGGCCCCGCGUCUUUCCUGCUGCCUCGCCCCUCUGUGCCAUGUUGUCCCAAGGGGUCGCCGCCCCCCCCCAGACAUGCUCUGGCCGCAGAGCUCAGUGAGGUGGGGUGUUGGAAGCAGACCCCGUCCUUGUCCUUGUCUGUCGAAGGGCCUCUAGGCACUCGGCUCACUGCCGACCUCAUGUGGGAAGCCCUGGGCCCCAGGCUGGGUCAGUGUGGUGACCGCUGGCACUGGGAGGUCUUCCUGAGAGGCAGGAGGUGCCCCGUGGUGUGCACCCUGGCAUUGCGUCUGGCUGUGGACACCGAGGAUGGGGACAGGCUGGGUGGCGCCCAUGGGAGUGAGAACACUGAGCGCGCUCUGACGGGGUCAUUGGCAGUCAGCCGUAGUCGCCGCUCUGUCUGGAGGCCUUUCCCAGUCUCGGGACGUGGAGACGGACCGGCGGUCACCCGAGGUGGCGAGGACUGACUGCAGUCCUGUCCUCCACGUAGGCUUAGUGUGAUGCCAGCCAGCGACGCUGCGCUCUGCCUCCCGGGCCGGCGGGCGAGCUGACCAGGCUCCUCCCGUGAUGGCCUGGGGGCGGGAGGCCUGCGAGAGGGGGUUCAGACCACCGGUGCCUUUGCCGCAGGCUCUCUGUAGAUGCGUGAGACCAACGAUUGUGCAGCCACAGACCCGAGUGCAGCGCGGUGACCACUUGCAGCACGGCUCCAAACGCCGGACCCCAGCCCCAGGCGCCCACCCAGUGGUCCCACACCACCCACGUCACUGCCUCCCCCGCCUGGGCCUCUGAGGAUAGGAGUCUUGGCUUCAGGGCGGCUGCAGAUCUGCCAGCUCUCGGGGUCCUUUCUCGUGGACGCCUGCUGCUUCACUGGGUCAGAGGAGGCUGCGUCUGUGGGGCCUCAAGACGUCCGACGGCCCUGCUGUCCCCGCUGCUCUGCUCACGUCCGUGCUCACGUCCAGGCCGCCCCUUGGGAGGCACUCAGCGCGGCGCCCGUGGCUGCCGGGCCCAGGACUGGGGCGCCUCGCGGGUCAUUGCUGCUCAGUGUCGGAGAGAGGCGUGUCUAGUGGGCUCCCCACCCCACCCCCGUUUGAGGAGCCGUGCUGGGUGUUUGCAGAAACAGUCCUUGGAGCUUUGCGUUUCAGAUCAUUCUGUUGGGGUCCAGGGUCCACAUUCCUCUUCGAUUGUAAGAUAUGUUUGUACCUUUCAGCCUUCUAACUUAAUAAAUGGUCUAUGUAAAAACA
Dama dama (fallow deer) is the source of this 2717-nucleotide messenger RNA. RefSeq names its product toll interacting protein (gene TOLLIP). Gene Ontology annotation, cellular component: cytoplasm. The transcript is spliced from 6 exons. Gene Ontology annotation, biological process: ubiquitin-dependent protein catabolic process. The record is from RefSeq and is a predicted model, not a curated record. Lineage: Eukaryota; Metazoa; Chordata; Mammalia; Artiodactyla; Cervidae. Bases 127 to 948 code for a protein of 273 amino acids. Gene Ontology annotation, molecular function: ubiquitin binding; ubiquitin conjugating enzyme binding.